Molecule: messenger RNA, 1219 nt
Organism: Myxocyprinus asiaticus (Chinese sucker)
Lineage: Eukaryota; Metazoa; Chordata; Actinopteri; Cypriniformes; Catostomidae
Product: transcription factor HES-5-like
Exons: 2
Coding region: 3-470 (155 amino acids)
Biological process (GO): regulation of neurogenesis; anterior/posterior pattern specification; regulation of transcription by RNA polymerase II
Cellular component (GO): nucleus
Molecular function (GO): RNA polymerase II cis-regulatory region sequence-specific DNA binding; DNA-binding transcription factor activity, RNA polymerase II-specific; protein dimerization activity
Source: RefSeq, a predicted model, not a curated record
ACAUGACACCUACAAUCAUCUCAAAGGAGCAUCUCUCUCUCAACAACAAGUCGAGAAAGCCAAUAGUGGAGAAGAUGCGCAGAGAACGUAUCAACAGCAGCAUUGAGCAGCUCAAGUGUCUUCUGGCUCCAGAGUUUCUCAACCAGCAGUCUGAUUCCAAGCUGGAGAAAGCAGAUAUCCUGGAGAUGACAGUCAGUUUCCUGAGACACCAGCGGUCUGUUCUAGACUCCAGUUCACAUGCUGUCAAUCAAGGCUUCUCCAGGUGUGUCCAUGAGAUUGUGCACUUCCUGUCCAAAGAUGAGAUGAAGACACAGAGCCAGAGAAGACUGCUGAAACACUUCCAGAACCUGCAGACAUCAUGUGAGCAGAACAGGAGGGAAAGUGUCCUGACUCAGCUGAUCUCCUCAGACCAGAACACCUUCAGUAAAGAGAUGAAUGUCAACAAGAGCAUCAUCUGGAGACCUUGGUAGAACCCUACAUGAACUGAUCAUGUUUGAAUGCACAAAACAAUUAUGUUUCUCGUUUUGAGAAGAGUGUUUAACCAGUUCCACUAUGGAAAAGAUUUUUGUACUGAUAAGUACUCUGAUGAUUUUAUCUUCUAUGAAGACUUCAUGUAAAGAGGUCCAGAUGGGAAAAUAUACUGACGUCUAUAUUAGACAACAUUGACUUUUACAUUAGAUACAUUUAACAGUUUUCUUUACUGUAUUAUUGUCCUGUGUCAGGACUGAAAAGAGAUGGAUUUGUUAAGAGCCUCUCUUGAGGUUUUGGUAGAAUCUCAUAUAGGCGACAUUCUUUUAUGUAUUUUUAAGUACUUGUUUCUGUCUUCAGUGAAGAUUUUCUAAGAAUGUCAUGGACACAUUAUAUUAAUGAUUAAAUCUUUCAUUUGCUUUGAUUGACAUUUUAAUCUAAAUUUGCUUUUAUGAAAUCUAUUUUAAACUAUUUUUCUUUGAGGGAAAAUGUAAAUGGAAAAAUGUAGUUUUAUUAUCUGAAAAGGUUUUUUUGUUUGUUUGUUUUUGUGAUAUUUCAUGUUUGAAAUUGUAAUUAAGGUUACAGUCUCCAAUGUGACUAUUGUAACAAAAAAAGUCUUAAUUAACAUUAUCUUCAUAUUGAGAAAUGUUUGUGUAAUCAUGAACACUGCUACUGUGUGUUGAAUGAGAUUGUGUCUUUUGGAAAGACUGAAAACUCUGCUCUAUUAAGAGUAACAUGUGUCUUGGGGAAU